Messenger RNA from Penicillium alfredii, 987 nucleotides. RefSeq lists its product as uncharacterized. The transcript is spliced from 2 exons. Bases 1 to 987 code for a protein of 328 amino acids. The record is from RefSeq and is a predicted model, not a curated record. Lineage: Eukaryota; Fungi; Ascomycota; Eurotiomycetes; Eurotiales; Aspergillaceae.
AUGAGGCUCUCUCUCCUGUUGUCGGCCGUCUUGGCCACCUCAGUGUACGCCGCACCGAACACAACUUCAUCUCCAUCGAGAUCUCCCACUGCUUCUUCUACCGGGUUUCCUACCAAUUUUCUAAUUGGAUCUUCUACCAAGCCUCCUACCAAGUCUCCAACCAAGUCUCCUACCAGAUCUCCUACCAGGCCCCCUACCAGGCUUCCUGCCAAGUCUACUGCCAAGUCUCCUACUGGAUUGCCUGCUGCUUCUGCAACAGGUGGGCCUCCUGGCUUCUACGACUGGGUUAAAUUGGUUGUGGACAAAGACAACAAUUGCCGAGUCAAGUUUAACUUGACUGAGUUAGGCGUGGGCACGUCCAACAAGAUAGGAAGAUACAUUCCUGCCUCGCAUGAGUGCCUCUACACUGAACAUUCAAAGCAACCCCAUUUCAGCACGAACGUCCGCAAGGACGUUUCUCUCGAUGUCUCUUUUGACUGGGUUUAUCCCGACAGUGUUUUAUGGUUGAAUGGCCACCCCAACUUUGACAGUGACAAAUGGUCAUACGCGCAAUACUUCCCGCAUUCGAAGAAGCCUGACUGCGCCGUUUGGUCCUCGCCUAAGAAUCCAAAAAAGUACUGGGUCGACUCGCGGUGCCCCUUCAACCCAGAAGAAUGGAAGAAACGCCAACCGAGCAUUACUCUGCAAGGAUGGCCCACUCCGAUCUAUGAGCCUCAUGGCCCAAUCUCAACGCAAACUCCGGUCCAUGCGGAAACUGUCCACAUCAAAGAUCUUCCAGCGAACCUCACCAAGACCGGGCCUACUUCCAACUGGGUUGGGCUUUAUAGAAAGAAUAAAGACGAUAACCGCUGCCUGGUCUGGUUCCAUAACGUGCUCGGUAAUGGAACCGAUCUCUCCGUACCCAUGGGCAUGUAUAAUGCCACAGCAGGGGAAUGUCAGGGCUUCAGUGAGUUCUACCAGAAGCUUUUAUCAAUACUUCAAUGCUGA